This is a messenger RNA of Trichosporon asahii var. asahii CBS 2479, 936 nucleotides long. RefSeq lists its product as uncharacterized. Gene Ontology annotation, cellular component: EKC/KEOPS complex; cytosol; nucleus. The transcript is spliced from 2 exons. NCBI's taxonomy places the organism in Eukaryota, Fungi, Basidiomycota, Tremellomycetes, Trichosporonales, Trichosporonaceae. The coding region runs from base 1 to 936 and encodes 311 amino acids. Gene Ontology annotation, biological process: protein phosphorylation. Gene Ontology annotation, molecular function: ATP binding; protein serine/threonine kinase activity. The record is from RefSeq and is a predicted model, not a curated record.
AUGAGCUACACCCCGCCCGGCCUUGCGCUGAUCGAGAGCUCGACUCUCCUGAAGCAAGGAGCUGAGGGCCGCGUCUACAUCAACGACUCCCUCUUCGGCACGCCGAGCGUAUACUGGCCCGAGCCGGGCCCUCCUGCGCCUUCCACAGCCUCGUCCUCGACGCCAGCCAAGCCGAACGAGUGUGCGAGCCUCCCCGUGAUCAUCAAGCACCGCUUCCCGAAACGCUACAGGCAUCCUGCGCUCGAUGCCUCCCUGACGAAAGCCCGUCUGCAGGCCGAAGCGCGCGCGCUCUGGCGCUGUGCCAAGCUCGGCCUGCGCGUGCCCGGCGUCUACUUCGUGGACGAGAGCUGCGGCUGCCUCGGUCUAGAGAAGGUGCCGGGGUGGAGCGUGCGCGAGCUCCUCGGCGGAGGGGCGGAGGGCGAGCUCGAGGUCGAGCAAGUUGAUGAGGUCGAGUUGCCGGCCGAGGUUGCCAGACUCUCCGUCGCCAAGGGCGAGAGUGGAGAGAGCGCGGUCGCCACCGCCGAGGAGGUGGAGGAGAGCGAGGGCCUGAGGGCGCUCAAGGCGCAGGGCAAGACGGUCGAGGACCUCAUGCGCUCGAUUGGCUCCGCGCUUGGCAAAUUGCACGCCGCGAGCAUCACGCACGGCGACCUCACGACGAGCAACAUGAUGCUCUCCCCGACUUCCAGUGGGGAGAAGGAGCUUGCCCUCGUCCUCAUCGACUUUGGACUCAGCGCCCAGGCCACCAUGCCGGAACACUAUGCCGUGGACUUGUACGUCCUCGAGCGCGCCUUUGCGAGCACGCACCCGGGCUCCAAGGCGCUCUUUGACCUGGUUCUCGAGAGCUACGCGGCCGCCAUCCCGAAGAAGUGGCCCGGCAUCGAGAGCAAGCUCAAGGAGGUGCGGCUGCGCGGCCGCAAGAGGGACAUGACGGGGUGA